AUGCUCAACCACCGAGCACUUCCUAGCCAAAAUCCAACCUACCGAACGGUAGGUACUGAGCAAUCGAAUGAAGGGCUACGCACCGGAGGUGUCGAAAGCAACCUUGUCCAACCUCCUUACUGUUACGGGCCGAAGCUCAACUCUCCAGCACUCUUGCUCCUCCCAAGCCAAGACCCGACACUAGGAAUUUUCGAACCUUGGAGGAACCUGCCGACAGUCGGAAUGCCCAGCUCAAGACUCUAUCGCAGCUGUGAACCAAGGAGGUCAGCUCUGUUGCCAAACAGCUCCCACGAUCUGGUAUUUCUUCUCCUCACAGCUGUCUCGGAGCCCAGCUCCAACUUCACGCCAAAACUGCUGAGUUGCCGAAGACCAGGAACUCGAAAGUCCUAG
Messenger RNA from Prunus armeniaca (apricot), 390 nucleotides. NCBI's taxonomy places the organism in Eukaryota, Viridiplantae, Streptophyta, Magnoliopsida, Rosales, Rosaceae. The record is from the annotation of a GenBank genome assembly.